Messenger RNA from Synchytrium microbalum, 708 nucleotides. It is a transcript of the gene RKI1, whose product is annotated as ribose-5-phosphate isomerase. The transcript has 7 exons. Bases 1 to 708 code for a protein of 235 amino acids. Gene Ontology annotation, molecular function: ribose-5-phosphate isomerase activity. NCBI's taxonomy places the organism in Eukaryota, Fungi, Chytridiomycota, Chytridiomycetes, Synchytriales, Synchytriaceae. Gene Ontology annotation, biological process: D-ribose metabolic process; pentose-phosphate shunt, non-oxidative branch. Gene Ontology annotation, cellular component: intracellular membrane-bounded organelle. The record is from RefSeq and is a predicted model, not a curated record.
AUGGCAUCAGAUGCAGCUCAAGAGGCUCUAGUAAAUGAAGCAAAACGACGAGCUUCAUAUGCAGCUAUUGACUCUCACGUCACGCCCAAUACCAAAGUCAUUGGAAUAGGUUCUGGAUCAACGAUUGUGUUUUGUGUUGAUCGACUCAAACAACGAGUCGCUGAAGGAGGCUUGAAUGUCAAAGCUUGCAUUCCUACUUCAUUUCAAGCUAGGCAGUUGAUUAUUGAGGCUGGUUUACCAUUGGCCGAACUGAAUCAAUACCCAUCUAUUGAUAUUGCAUUCGAUGGAGCUGAUGAAGUGGAUUCUCGACUAAAUCUCAUCAAGGGUGGAGGAGCAUGCAUGCUACAAGAAAAGCUUGUUGCUUCAAAUGCUAAAAAGUUUGUCGUGGUGGCUGAUUAUCGCAAGAACUCGACUAAAUUGGGUGAAAAUUGGAAGCAAGGUGUACCAUUGGAAGUUGUGCCAUUAGCAUAUGUGCCUAUAAUGGAGCGUGUUCGAGCUCUAGGCGGUAUCCCCACACUACGAAUGGCAGUACGAAAAGCUGGUCCAGUUGUAACAGACAAUGGGAACUUCGUGGUGGAUGCAAUCUUUGGCACUAUUGAUGAUCCAUCCAAAUUGGAAGCUUCAUUGAUCAAGAUCCCUGGAAUGGUUGUAUCUGGGCUCUUUACUGAUAUGGCUGAGAAGGCGUACUUUGGAAUGGCUGACGGGUGA